AUGGAAUUGGAUACGGGCGCUGCAGUUUCGAUAAUUUCAAGGGAAAAAUAUGGCAAUGACUUGCAGCAUAUUCCACUGCAGCCGACCGACGUUAUUUUAAAAACAUACACUGGAGAAGCACUAGCACCAGUAGGGGUCAUCAACGUAGCGGUAAAAUUAAAUAAUCAGUCUGCACGAUUGCCACUGUAUGUGGUUAUCAGUGAUGCCCCACCAUUAUUUGGUAGAGAAUGGCUGAGAUCUAUAAAACUUAACUGGCAAGACAUAAAGACAGUCAAGUAUGGAGUUGCAGACACUAUAGAAACGGUGUUAAAACGCCACUCCAGCGUUUUUGGGAAAGAAUUGGGCACUAUGGAUGGAAUUGAAGCAAAGAUUAGGCUAAAGCCUGAUCAUACUCCAAAAUUCUAUCAGCCAAGGAUAGUACCGUACGCCAUUCGACCAAAAGUAGAGGCUGAAUUGACACGUUUAACGGAGAUGGGAGUCAUUUCACCAAUACAGUACAGUGAGUGGGCCACGCCUGUGGUACCAGUGAUAAAGAAAGAUGGUUCAGUGAGACUGUGUGGUGAUUUUAAAGUGACACUCAACCCAGCCAUUUGUGUGGACCACUACCCACUUCCACGCAUAGAAGAUCUUUUUGCAUCUCUAGCUGGUGGUCAGUUAUUCAGUAAGCUGGAUUUGUCAAACGCUUACUUGCAGAUGCCAGUGGCACAGGAGUCGAGGAAAUUACUCACCAUAUCCACUCAAAAAGGGCUAUUUUGCUAUAACCGUCUUCCCUUCGGGAUUGCCCCAGCUCCUGCAUUAUUUCAGAAAGCGAUGGAUUCCAAACACUCACUGCUAUCUAGACGACAUACUGAUAACAGGAUGAGAUGA
Onychostoma macrolepis is the source of this 867-nucleotide messenger RNA. RefSeq lists its product as uncharacterized. NCBI's taxonomy places the organism in Eukaryota, Metazoa, Chordata, Actinopteri, Cypriniformes, Cyprinidae. The transcript has a single exon. The record is from RefSeq and is a predicted model, not a curated record. Bases 1 to 867 code for a protein of 288 amino acids.